AUGCCUGGAGAAGUCAUCGACCGGCCUAAUCCGCAGCCAUUGCCGUCGCGUUUACCAGAUUAUGUGGAGAAUUUGCAAAUUAAACUCGAGCAUGAGACGCUCGAUCAAAUCUCCUGCGAUGCCUUGUUCAAGUUUCGCCGGGCGGCGUGCUAUAUCGCGGCAGCAAUGAUUUUCCUCAACGAUAACACACUCCUGAAAAGAGAACUUACAUUCGAUGAUAUUAAACCUCGGCUGCUCGGUCACUGGGGAACAUGCCCUGGUCUCGUUAUGGUGUACUCUCACCUGAACUAUCUCAUUCGGAAGAGAAAUCUUGAUAUGCUCUUUGUUGUUGGUCCGGGACACGGAGCACCGGCAAUUUUGGCAGCGUUGUGGCUGGAGGGGUCACUGGAGAAGUUCUACCCGCAGUAUUCUCGUGAUCGCGAAGGUCUUCACCGGCUUAUUUCGACGUUCAGCACGACAGCUGGCCUUCCUAGCCAUAUCAAUGCUGAAACCCCCGGAUCCAUUCACGAGGGUGGAGAGCUAGGCUAUGCAUUGGCCGUGUCCUUCGGCGCGGUCAUGGACAAUCCCGAUCUGAUUGUUCCUUGUGUCAUUGGAGAUGGAGAAGCCGAAUCUGGUCCCACUGCUGCCUCAUGGCAUGCAAUCAAGUACAUCGAUCCCAAAGAGUCCGGUGCGGUUCUUCCGAUUCUUCACCUCAAUGGUUUCAAGAUCAGCGAGCGCACUAUCUUCGGCUGCAUGGACAACAAGGAGUUAGUAGCACUUUUCAGCGGAUAUGGCUACCAGGUCCGGUUCGUGGAGAAUUUGGAUGAUAUCGAUACAGAUCUUCAUUUUUCCAUGGUAUGGGCUGUGGAGGAGAUUCAUAAGAUUCAGCGGGCCGCUCGUCUUGGGAAACCAAUUUUGAAACCUCGUUGGCCACUGCUGAUAUUGCGAACACCAAAGGGAUGGUCCGGUCCGAAGGAGCUCAAUGGCCAAAUCAUUGAAGGGUCCUUCCAUUCCCAUCAAGCCAAGAAAGAUAAGCAGCAGUUGAGCCUUCUGCAGCAAUGGCUCGCGGGUUAUAAGCCCGAGGAACUUUUUACGGAAGGCGGCGAUAUUAUUGACGAGAUUAAGUCGGUUAUUCCAGUGGAGGACGCGAAGAAGUUGGGCCAGCGCAUUGAAGCCUACAACAGCUAUGUCGCACCUCAAAUGCCGGACUGGAAGCAGUUCUGUGCGAAGAAAGGCACAGAACAAAGUGCAAUGAAGGUAAAUGGCCAGCUGAUCAAUGCUGUCUUCGUGGAAAACCCGCACACCGUGCGGUUGUUUUCUCCGGAUGAACUGGAAAGUAACAAACUCGACGCCGUCUUCAAAGACACCAACCGCAACUUCCAGUGGGAUGAAUUCGCCAAUGCGCGCGGUGGUCGUGUAAUUGAGGUGUUGAGCGAACACAUGUGUCAGGGUUUCAUGCAGGGGUACACUCUGACUGGACGGACGGCCAUUUUCCCAUCCUAUGAGAGCUUCCUGGGCAUUAUUCACACGAUGAUGGUGCAGUAUUCUAAGUUCAUCAAGAUGGCACUCGAGACCAGUUGGCACGGCCCUGUUAGCAGCAUCAACUACAUCGAGACCAGCACCUGGACCCGCCAGGAGCACAAUGGCUUCUCCCACCAGAACCCAUCUUUCAUUGGCUCCGUGCUCAAGCUCAAGCCCACCGCCGCUCGUGUCUACUUGCCACCUGAUGCCAACACUUUCUUGACCACACUCCACCAUUGUCUGAAGUCGAAGAACUAUAUCAAUCUUAUGGUCGGCUCCAAGCAGCCGACUCCCGUGUAUCUGACACCAGAAGAAGCCGAGAAUCACUGCAGGGCGGGUGCAUCGGUCUGGAAAUUUUGCAGCACGGACGAUGGUUUGGACCCCGAUGUGGUCCUGGUUGGUAUUGGCGUCGAGGUCAUGUUCGAAGUUGUCCAAGCUGCGGCGAUCCUGAAAGAGCGAGCGCCAUCUCUGCGCGUCCGCGUGGUGAACGUGACCGACUUGAUGAUCCUCGAGAACGAAGGCCGCCACCCGCACGCACUGUCCACUGAAGGUUUCAACGAUCUCUUUACGGCAGAUAGACCCAUUCACUUCAAUUAUCAUGGCUAUCCAACUGAGCUGCAAGGCUUGCUGUUCGGUCGACCGCGUCUUGAUCGUGUUUCGAUCGCCGGGUACGUGGAAGAGGGCAGCACUACCACGCCCUUUAAUAUGAUGCUUGUCAAUCGGGUUUCACGCUAUCAUGUUGCCCAGGCGGCAGUUGGUGGGGGAGCCAAACGGAAUGAAAAGGUCCGGGCUCACCACCAAGAACUGUUUGCCGAGUUCGAGCAAAAGAUUGGUGAGACGAGAAAGUACAUCAUCGAGCAUCUCGAAGAUCCUGCUGGCACAUAUGACACGCCCACUAAUCUUGCAAAUGCUGCCUAG
This is a messenger RNA of Penicillium maclennaniae, 2418 nucleotides long. RefSeq names its product putative phosphoketolase. Gene Ontology annotation, biological process: carbohydrate metabolic process. The record is from RefSeq and is a predicted model, not a curated record. Gene Ontology annotation, molecular function: aldehyde-lyase activity. NCBI's taxonomy places the organism in Eukaryota, Fungi, Ascomycota, Eurotiomycetes, Eurotiales, Aspergillaceae. The transcript is spliced from 9 exons. The coding region runs from base 1 to 2418 and encodes 805 amino acids.